This is a messenger RNA of Marchantia polymorpha subsp. ruderalis, 2308 nucleotides long. The record is from the annotation of a GenBank genome assembly. Lineage: Eukaryota; Viridiplantae; Streptophyta; Marchantiopsida; Marchantiales; Marchantiaceae.
GUAGAACGUCGUUGCGUCCUGGCCCUCACUGACAUUCCACUCGUCCGCCCGACUCUGGCCUCGCGACGGUGCCCCCUUUUCUGUGUGCAUGACAAUCCUGGCACCCGAACUGUCGUCCUCUCUGUAUACCUAGCCGCACCCCUGCUCUUCUCCGCCCGUGCCUUCCUGGAGCUGUAGUGUAAUGCUCUCCACGAUUCACUCCGUUGUUGAUUGUGUGUGUGUAUAUAUCGAGAGAGAGAGAGAGAGAGAUAGAUAGAUUUUGUGCGACUGUUGUGCAUUUAAGGGGUUGUGUUUGGAAAUUGCGCAUGAGAGGAAUCUGGUAGGGGAGGAACUCACACGCAACAUCGAAGGUACGUCGGUUGUACCAGUGCUGCGCUUCGCUGCUGACUAUGAGUGUAUGAGUGCCAGCUUUUUGUAAGUUUGGCUGCGAAGAGCAAAGGGGAUGGAUGGUACUGGACCGAGGAAAUCUGGGUGAACCGGGGAGGGUGUGUUGGGUGCAGUUGGGUGUUAAGAUUCAGCACUGGGGUUCAGUCGGAUUCAAUUCUCGACCUCGCUCACCAUGCUGGCAACUAAAUCAAGAAAAAUCGAACAAAGAUGCGAGGCUGGUAGCGGAAACUACUGCGGGAAACCCAAGCACUGCGGAGCCAUGGAUCGACACAGCCAUAAGUCUUAAAUCCGGCUCGGACUAUGGAGACACUCUUGGUCAAAUUGCGGGGCCAGAUUCGUUCUAUCGAGCCAAACACAGCCGCUCAGAACGCGUUUUUACAAGACUAUGCACAGGCUUUCUAUGAUGCGCCUCUCGAUCAGUACUUUACGGAUGUACAAGUGGACAGUGUCGAGUGCACAGUACGUGCUUUAGUAUCCACGUCAAUGUCAGCCCCAUGCUCAAAAGGGACUAUGUACUGCUUAUGAGCGGAGCGACCAAUAUAAAAUCUGGAAGAUAUUACCCGAUGCAGAGUUGAUGAGAGCAGGAUGAUGUUUAUCAGCGAAAGCUCGAUGGAAGAGAACAGCCGUUACAUCUGGCUAUCUCCGACUCGUCGUCUUCGAGGCGUGAUUACAGGCGUCUGGAAUUCAGAUGAGAAUUUGAACACCGACGCUUCAAGUGAGGUUCCAAAAGAAGAGGGUUCCACCGUACGUGCAACUAAGAGGGCAUUUAUGUUCGCCAGUCGCAUCAAUGACGAGCUGUUUGUGCUGAAUGCACCGUACGACUGUACUUGCUGAAUGCCGUGCGCAGACGAGGCGAAAUUCGGCAAUUUUGUGGACGGUUCUGACUGUCAGCGAUUAACAUCAAACAGCAUUAAAAAGAGCCUGGCAGUUUACAAAGAUCAGGAACCUUUAUUUAAGAGGCAACGGCUAGAUUCGACUGUGAUUUGUUCCGGUUUGGAACUGGUGACCUUUUUAGUGUUUGCAAACACCAGUCAACAGCAGACGCUGAAUAUCAAUGCUUCAGUUGAUGUUAUCUUGAAGUGGAGUGCAAAUUCUAGUCCCAAUUCCAUACCUGGGUUUAAACCGACAGCAGAUGAAUAUAUUUGUAAGGCACUUCUUCCCCGGGAGGUGUUCAUUGACCUAUUUCCUCACCGAACCCCUCUCUACACUCAGGAAGCUUUCAUGGAGGCUGCUAUGAAAUUUGUCCCACAGGGAAUUGGUGGUGACGGAUCCGCGGAUGAUCAGAGAAGGGAGAUCGCAGCUCUUCUUGCCCAUAUUGACCAUGGAACUUUUGGAUUGCUAUACAAGGAGUACAGUUGCCACAUAAUGUGAACCCAGUAUUGAUUUUCUUCGUCAUGCGGGAAAAAGCUAUCAUGGUCGAGGGGCAUUGUAGCCAUUGUGCCAUGCUGUCAUGACAGGACAGUGGACUCCAUCAGCUGCGGAUAUCGAAGCCAAACGGCUGGCAGGCUUUGGAGUGGCGAUCAAAAUAAUAAAUGUAAUUACAUGUAACAACUUCUCAGCUGCGGCUGAUUCAAAUGUGUAGAAUUUGAAAGGUAUGGUGAGAAUUUUAACGUCCACUCAGGAGAAAACAUAGAUUGCUGUGAUCAGAGGUCGUUUUGAUAAGUCGGAGCACGUACAAGUAAUGGGGAAACAAUCGUCUGACUAGAUAAAUCUGAAAUAUAGAAGUAAAGAAUUCCCUCUGCAGUAGGCGCUUUUACGUAUCGGAGGCGAAGAAUGUACAGCAGUGUUUCAGUCCAAUUCCCCGUCGAUUUUAGUAUCUGUUAGAGAAUUGUGUCCAAGAUGUCCGAAUAAUGACUACGAGUCUAGGAAUUGAUGUCAGCUGGUUUUGGCGUGUACUUACAUCCAGAGAGAAAGAGAUGAG